CGGGGCCGGGGCCGGGGCCGGGGCCGGGGCCGGGGCCGGGGCCGGGCUGUGCCGUACCGGGGCGGAGCGGAGCAUGUCGGCGCUGCGGCGGAAGCUGGGGGACGAGUACCAGGUGGUGAGCACCUCGGCCAGCGGCGGGGGGCUGCCGCCCCCCCGGGCGGCCCCGCGGGGGAAGCGGCAGCGGUUCGUGGAUAAGAACGGGCGGUGCAACGUGCAGCACGGGAACCUGGGCGGCGAGACCAGCCGGUACCUGUCGGACCUCUUCACCACGCUGGUGGACCUCAAGUGGCGCUGGAACCUCUUCAUCUUCAUCCUCACCUACACCGUGGCCUGGCUCUUCAUGGCCUCCAUGUGGUGGGUGAUCGCCUACAUGCGGGGCGACCUGAACAAGGCGCACGACGACAGCUACACCCCCUGCGUGGCCAACGUCUACAACUUCCCCUCCGCCUUCCUCUUCUUCAUCGAGACCGAGGCCACCAUCGGCUACGGGUACCGCUACAUCACGGACAAAUGCCCCGAGGGCAUCAUCCUCUUCCUCUUCCAGUCCAUCCUGGGCUCCAUCGUGGACGCCUUCCUCAUCGGCUGCAUGUUCAUCAAGAUGUCCCAGCCCAAGAAGAGGGCCGAGACCCUGAUGUUCAGCGAGCACGCCGCCAUCUCCAUGCGGGACGGCAAGCUCACCCUCAUGUUCAGGGUGGGCAACCUCCGCAACAGCCACAUGGUCUCCGCGCAGAUCCGCUGCAAGCUCCUCAAAUCCCGCCAGACCCCGGAGGGUGAGUUCCUCCCGCUCGAUCAGCUGGAGCUGGACGUGGGCUUCAGCACGGGGGCCGACCAGCUUUUCCUUGUGUCCCCGCUCACCAUCUGCCACGUGAUAGAUGCCAAGAGCCCCUUCUACGACCUCUCGCAGCGCAGCAUGCAGACAGAGCAGUUUGAGAUUGUCGUCAUCCUGGAGGGCAUCGUGGAAACAACAGGGAUGACGUGCCAAGCCAGGACAUCCUAUACCGAGGAUGAGGUGCUCUGGGGUCAUCGGUUCUUCCCUGUUAUCUCCUUGGAAGAGGGGUUCUUUAAAGUCGAUUACUCCCAGUUCCACGCGACGUUUGAGGUCCCCACCCCACCGUACAGCGUGAAGGAGCAGGAGGAAAUGCUGCUCAUGUCCUCUCCCUUGAUAGCGCCCGCAGUGAGCAACAGCAAGGAAAGGAAUAACUCGGUGGAGUGCCUGGAUGGUCUUGACGAAGUUGGCACAAAACUACCUUCAAAACUGCAGAAAAUAACUGGGAGGGAAGACUUCCCCAAAAAACUCCUCAGGAUGAGUUCCACCACCUCGGAGAAGGCCUACAGCAUGGGGGAUUUACCCAUGAAACUCCAGCGGAUCAGCUCGGUCCCCGGGAACUCGGAGGAGAAACUGGUGUCUAAAACCACAAAGAUGAUGUCGGAUCCCAUCAGCCAGUCGGUGGCCGACCUGCCGCCCAAGCUGCAGAAGCUGUCAGGCGGCGGCAGGAUGGAAGGGAACCUUCCACCCAAACUGCGAAAGAUGAAUUCGGACCGCUUUACAUAACCCGACGGGACUUCUAGCUACCGUUUAGAGCUUGAACUGCUACUGGCAAGGGCAGCGUGGGCAGGAGAGCAGGCCCUCCACCAGCCGUAUGUGUGCUAAACUCUGUGGUCCCCGGCACGCCGGGAGGCAGGAGCAUCCCCUCGGUAGCGGUGGCUGCGCUGUAAGUACGAACGACGGGACGACCGGCGAGCUGAUGUUCAUUGGCAUGUAGUAUCACAACACGCAUGCAAUAAUAGUGUGCAAUUUUUGCAUAUAGUUUUAUGGCAUGACUCCUACUAUAUUUAUACUGUAUAUUCUGAAAAAUAGGGAAAGGGGCGUUCCUUUCCCCUGUAUUUCUUAAGAGUAAGUAGUAGGUAAAACAUGCGAGUGGGUAACUUUCAGGGUAAGUUAUAAUUUGAUUUGAAAAUGGGUUUGGGGUUCUUUUUUCUGACGUGGAUCGUGAUGUUUUGUUCAACAAAGUAGUUAUGGUGCAUGUCUGUUUUUCUUAAAAGAAGGUGUAUUAGUUAAUUCCUAACACCAAAUCUGCUAGCCUUAAAUUAACUGCUGGUUUCUAUUUUGCUUUAACAUUUUCUUGGGGUUUCUUUUCCUGCCUCUAGGCUACCAGAAAAAAAACUAAAAUGUAUUUCAUAAGGCAUUGUUUAGAGAAGAAACUUGUAUGAAUAAGCCUAGGCAAAACAAUAAAUGAAUGAAUAAAAUUCACACUUUAGAUACGGUUAGUAAAAAUUUUUAAAAAUCUUGGUGAUUUAUAAUAUAUGUGCAAGAAAACCAUUUUAAAUAAGCAGGACAUGCUUGAUUUCUCAUGUUGCUAGAGUAGCUAAACAUGAAAAUAGCUGAAUGUCUCCAUGAAACCAAGCAGGCAUUUAUUCUGGACGAACUGCACUCCAAAGGCAGAAUCGCAAUUCCCCCUAACUCCGCAGCGCCCGGAUUUCGCUCCCUCUUGCUUUGACGGCCCAGUUGGGCCAGUUGCGAUGCAGGUGAUGGUUGCGGGAGCCGCGGUCUCGCAACCGGAGCUGUGCGGAGUCGUGGCAAGUCCCGAGCCCGGGCAGGCACACGGCUCCCUGGCCGCUGGCUGCUGGCAUCGCUCCUUACUGCUUUCUCUAUGGUGAAAAUAAUGUUUAAACACGUUCUUUAACUGAAGUUGACCCUGUGGGUUUCAAAAUGAGUAAUACUUUGUAUAAAUGUUUGGUUUGAUAUCCUUCUGUGCUUGUCUUCGGGUUUCCUUUUCCAUCUUGUUUUGCUCCGGCAGGGUCGAGCCGGGAGGGCUGGGUGUUGGGGGGUUGCCCCCCCUCCCAUCAUCGUGGCUUGCGGUGCUGGAGCACCCCGAGCCACCCCGGACCCCCCCCAAAAUGUUGAAGGUCGGCUGUCGCGUGCCCAGGGGCACCCGUGGUCUGUGGUCUGUGUUUGGGGGCCAGGUCACGAUGGCUUCCCGGGGGCUCCUUCUUGGAGGAGGGGGUCUGGGUGAGACGGAGCGAUGGGCGGCACGAGCUGGGUACGAAAGCCACUGCCAAGAGCGGCCAGGAAAAGGGCUCUGCGUGACAUCGUCUGUACGUAAAACCCUUGAGACCACAGCCAGGUGGUCCCAGACGCGGACAUGCGUGUGACGUAGCUGCGGUCACGGACGGGCACUGCUGACUCGCGGGCUCGGGACCGUCCUGCACGAAUGCUGACGCUUGCUACAGUAAGUCAUAACAACAGGUCUGAUGAUCUUUGAGGAAAAAAAAAUUGUUUGUUAUAAAUGUUGGCAUGGAGUAAGGACUCAGAAACUCAGCACUGCUGGAGGGUUGGCUCAGACACCGCUGUGGCUCAGUGCUUUCCCUGGAAGUUGCAGCGUAGGACCCGUCAGUUGUACACCCAAGGACUUUAUACUAACUUCCAAAGUUUCUCUUCAUGGUUUAUCAUGAUUUUUGAGUGGCACUGCAUGCUUUUUACACCUUUGGCUAUACUUCAAUUCUCUGCACGUUAUUGUUGAAGGGAAGGGUGUGCAUUGCUCCCUGUGUGCUGGUCCUGUGCUCUACGUGCGCAGUGAGCAGAUUGCUGAUGUGGCAAGGUAAAAACUGGACUCCUGUUCCCCUGUUUGCUAACACUUCCUCAGGUUGUCUUGUAAAAUACCGCUGAUUUUUGUACCACACGUAACUCUUCUACCAGUCCUUGACUGACAGCAAAAAUAGCCAUGUACAAUUGCCAGGUGUCAACAGUAAAAUCCCCACCAAGUUCAAACCAGAGAGCCAAGAACGUUAAUUGGCAUGGUAAACACUCAGCUAGUGCCACAGCCGAGUGAUGAGUCCUGCCAGCAGGCUUGAGCAGAUUGGUCUGGUUUUGAAGGAAGGGUCUCCAGCAGCUUGACUUCUCCUCAAAAACUCCUUUUGUUAUUUUGGGGUGGAUGGGGGACCACUGCCUCCUUCCUGAGGUGCUGCUGGAGCAUGACCCAGCCAACCCACUGCCCUGCUGUGACACUGCAGUUGGACUAGAUGAUCUUUGUAGGUCCCUUCCAACUGAAAAUAUUCUAUUCUAUUCUAUUCUAUUCUAUUCUAUUCUAUCCUAUCCUAUCCUAUCCUAUCCUAUCCUAUUCCCCUGUGCUGCCCCCAGUUUUGUGGCUCUGGUACGGAAGCGCUGGUGCAAGGUGGGGUCCCCUGGGGGUUGCCCAUCUUUGCUGAGUUCUCCUGCCAUCAGCUUGGGGGAUGGCUCAUGGUCUGGUUGACUUUUCUUUAUGGAAAAGUAAAUGUGACAUGUCCCCAGACUAAGAGCAAUGGUGUUUCACCAGCCGUGCCCCAGGGCCACCAGCAUCCUCCCUCCCGAAAACCGUGGGGAAGGUGCCUGGCUUCCCGUGCCUUGGCAAGGUAGCUGCUCAGCGGCCGCAAAGUCCUGCCUUCGGGAGAGCCAAGUGGUGUUUUUCUUUGGGAAACUGUGUACAAGAUUGAAUUAAGUAGGAGCAGUGUGGAUGUGUUCUACAAAUUGAACUUAAAAUAGGUGACAGAGAGAAGUGCUGUAGCUGUAAAAUAUAUUGGCAGUCUGAGUGGCUGCAGCUUACUCAGUGCCUGUGUAAAAAUAUCUGAAAGUAUGUGAAACACUGGAGAAGUAGCCUCACUUUUAUUAAAUUAAUGCCAUAAAAAAUAUUAAGUUAUGAUUAACUGAAAAGUUUGAUUUUUUAAAUCAAAAUAUGCACCUGUCCUUGCUGGAUGCAAGAUUUCUGAGGCUUGUGGCUUGUCUUGCAAUGCGUUAUGUAUGUUAAGGUGACAAUGUAUGCGUCUUUCAUUAAUAAGAGUGAAAGUACAAACAUGGAUGAUAACUUUCUUUAGUUAUUUAUUUUAGGAAGUUACUUCUGAUUAAUAUUUCAUUUUUAUUGCUGUGGCCACUUUUUUUUUUUCCUAAUUAACAUUUAGCCCAGCCCUAAUGCUUAUGCUAAGAAAAAGUAACUGUUUGAUUGCACAGCCGGUCUGUGUUCUCUACUGCUGAAUUUAUGCUUGAAUUAUAUUGUAAAUUGUACAUAUUCAAAUUAGAAUAAACUAAAUGCAUUUUCUGGCAUGCAGUCUAUAACUGUAUAAAUGUACAAGUUUAUUUGAAUUAUACAAAAUAACAAACUCUUGUAUUCAUUAAUACUGCAAGCUCAGUUUUAUCUAAAGCUAUAUUAAACUUUCAAAAAUC
Molecule: messenger RNA, 5194 nt
Organism: Harpia harpyja (harpy eagle)
Lineage: Eukaryota; Metazoa; Chordata; Aves; Accipitriformes; Accipitridae
Gene: KCNJ3
Product: potassium inwardly rectifying channel subfamily J member 3
Exons: 3
Coding region: 74-1552 (492 amino acids)
Biological process (GO): potassium ion import across plasma membrane; regulation of monoatomic ion transmembrane transport
Cellular component (GO): plasma membrane
Molecular function (GO): G-protein activated inward rectifier potassium channel activity
Source: RefSeq, a predicted model, not a curated record